AUGGAGUUAGCUGAUGGAGAUUUCUAUUAAUUUAUGUAAACACAAGAUUAUCGUAGAUUGUCAAAUGAUCAAAAGAAUUAAUAUUUUAUUUAAGUAAUUAAAUGAUAUAAUUAUAUUUAGAUGGUAAAAGGAGUUGAUUAACUUCAUGAUUUAGGAUUAUUUCAUAGUGAUUUGAAACCAGAAAAGUUUGUAUAUUUUAAUUAACCAAACAAUCAAAAAAUUAUUAAAUUGAUUGACUUAGGUUUAAUUAAAGAAACUUCAAAUUAGAUGGCAAAGACCGCAUAUGUUGGAACCCCAUAUUAUAUAGCACCAGAAGUCUUAGAAAUUUUUAAUAGUUAAGUUUUUUAUGAUAAAUCAGUUGAUAUUUGGUCUUUGGCAAUGAUAAAAAUUUUUUAAUGGUAAUUUAAAUUUAUAAUCCUAGGUAAUUGUUAAUAAGAAAUAUUUAAUUAAAUCUUAAAUUGUAGUUAACAAAAUAUCGAUUAAAAAAUACAAAACAACAUAUUAAUAUAACAAAAAGAAAAAGAAUUAAUUUAAAAGAUGCUUAGAAAAUUUUCAAUGUAAAGGAUAUAAUUGAAAAACAUAAUUACAGCAUAUAAUUAAGAACAACUUGUUUAACGAAAAUUUUAAAUGUUAUAGAUUCCUAACUAAUAAAAUUAGAUUCCAAUCCAAAGUUAAAAAAAAUAAUUUUAAACUUUAAUUGA
Paramecium sonneborni is the source of this 701-nucleotide messenger RNA. NCBI's taxonomy places the organism in Eukaryota, Ciliophora, Oligohymenophorea, Peniculida, Parameciidae. The record is from the annotation of a GenBank genome assembly.